Colletotrichum navitas is the source of this 3064-nucleotide messenger RNA. RefSeq lists its product as uncharacterized. The coding region runs from base 425 to 2638 and encodes 737 amino acids. NCBI's taxonomy places the organism in Eukaryota, Fungi, Ascomycota, Sordariomycetes, Glomerellales, Glomerellaceae. Gene Ontology annotation, cellular component: actin filament. The transcript is spliced from 3 exons. The record is from RefSeq and is a predicted model, not a curated record. Gene Ontology annotation, molecular function: zinc ion binding; nucleic acid binding. Gene Ontology annotation, biological process: actin filament polymerization.
GAGACAUUUCUGAAUGCCUUCAUUCUUGUCGCCUUGAAUGGAUCCCUACUGUCAAGCUCUUCUGCCCUGAAAUUUACCGCCGGGUAUCUCACUCGGUAAUUCUCGGCGCAUCGCGAGCACCAAGGUUGGCGGUUCUCUUUCCUUUACUUUGGCUCUAUUUCUCAUGCGUCCAUCAGACACUUUUUGCCUCUUCUUUCGUCCUCAGAGGCCAAUUACAAGGUCCAUCAUCCGAGAUCCCGCCCCUCGCCGCUUCAAGUUCCAGGUCGCUAUCUGGCGAGAGGAUUCUCGUCCCCCCUUCUCUCUGUUCUUGCAGACCUUCGUCGCGCUCUGCCUUUUCACCCCUCCACACUUCAACCGGGCCAAGUUGUGGCUCAAACUCCAGAACUGAGGUGCCUCGUCCCAUCUCACCAAACUUUCCACGAGUAUGGCGGAUCACGCACCCGGCUCAGGGCCUGCUACAAAAGAACCAAGCUGCAUCAAUUGUGGCGGUGUUGGCCAUUGGGCUGUGGCAUGUCCGGAGCCGGUGAGAGCGAAGCCUGCUGGUUUGCCUCGGAGAAACACUUCAAGCAGUCGUGAGCGUGGCCGAGGGAGUGACCAUCAACACGGCGGAAGGCGACCAGGCGCUGUUGUGACUAAGUAUCCCGCUCCACCCACCGGCAGUCCUAUUGUCACUCGUUACGGCCCGCCACCGGGCCAGCCCCAUGCUCCUCCGGUCCCCAGACCCCCGCACCCAUAUCCGUCUUAUCCACCCUCGUCGGCCGCGUACGUGCCCCCGCCGCCGAGUAGCUACCCCGGCUAUCUUCCGUACCCGCCGCCCCCGCCUCCGGGCGCCUACCCACCACCUCCCGGCCCUCCUGGACCCUCGGCGCCGUACCACUACCCAUCUCCCGGCCAGUAUGGUGGACCCCCGACGGGGCCGACUGGGCCUCCACCCCCUUCUUACCAGCCACCGCCACCUUAUCCUCCCAGUGCUUCUUAUCCUCCCUCUUACACCCCUCCAUCUGGAUACCAGCCUGUCCCGGCCCCUCCCCCUCCUCCUCUUCCGCCUAGUGGGCAGUACUCUGCACCAUACAAUCCCAUAACAUCCGGAGGCUACUCUCCAUCCACAUAUGGGCUACCUCCGGCUCCACCGCCAUAUAGACCUCAGCCAGGCCCUCCUCCGCCUCCCCCUUCGUAUGCCCAGCCGUACGGGCCACCUGCUUCGGGAUUCGGUCCAUCGCCCCCUUUGCUCACUCCCCCUCGGGGUUCACCACCAGGUCUACCACCCAUCCCUCCUCACAGGAAUCAACUGUCGCGAGAUCGACACGGACGCCAUCGUCAAGGUCAUAACCACCGACCCGACCGCUCCCGCAAGAACAACAAGCACGGCAACCCUAAACGUGAUGCACCACAACCAAGACAGAAGUCGGACGGUAACAAAGAGAAGCAAGAGCCAGCCCAAGUGGUACCCGAGCCGAAACCGCUGAAAAUUGCAUCAGUACCAAGUGUAACAACCCCCGAAUGUCGACACGACAACAGCGUCUCUGAAGAAGGCGUCGAUGAUGACGAAGUCGAUUGGAUGUGGGAGGCCGAGAUGAUAUUCAAGGAGACAGACAACGCUCAUCAGCCAGACCCAAUCGCCAAGCCGCUCCCCGGACCAGAAGAUUACCAUGAUAACAUCAUGCUACCUCCGGCGUGGAAUGCCACGUGCAUGCUGUCCGAGUUUGUAACGGAUAAGAACCUCGAAGAGUUUUCACGGCCGAUCCGAGACACCAAGCAUUUUGCGUCUUUGCAACUUGACCCAGUGUUCUGGAGAGGCCCAUUUGAAUCGAAACCAGCUAGGCAAGAACCCGAGCCGCGGGACAGCAAGCCCGUUUCCUUCAAGUCCACCCGUCUCCCAGGGUUUCCUUCUCUUCCGCCGAAACCACCGACUCCGGAAAAUCGUGAUUACCGCUUGGUCAACAGCCGCAAGCGAACGUGGGAAGAGACGCCUUACAAGACCUCACGUACCAGAAGCAGCCAAGACGAUGACAGGGCAAGCCACCGUCAGAAACGACACAGAGGCGAUUCGCACUCUAGCUACGAUACUACAUCACCCCAUAGCCGGAGGACCAGGGAAGACUCGCGACCAAUUGACCGAUACCGGUCUCAAAGGCUAGACCGCGACGAGUCUGAUCCAACCGAUGCACUACUUAAGUCCCUGGAUGACUCCCAUGACGCUGGUCCUUCCAGGCGACAUGGCGGUGACGAGAAGUUUACUACCCGUCACGAUCUCGAUCGUAACAGCUCUCAAGAUGCGCGACGCCAGGGCUCGGCCAGUAGUUUUCACGAAGGACGGGCACCGCCGCUUCUGGGAACUCCGCCGCCAGAGGACAAUGCUCAACGAAGACAAGCCUCACGGUCUCGUUCUCGCUCGCGUCACUCCCACCGGCCCGGCUCUGGUAGCAGCCAUGCCGAAUCACGUCCAGCAUCUAGGCAGUCUGCGGCGUCGUUCGCAUCGCAUGGCACCGAAGACUCGGAGCUAUCGGCCCUUGAAGCCGAACUUCUGGGUAUUGCUCCUAAACCAAAAGGAGGUAAAGAGAGCAAGCAUGGCGGCCAUGGCUUGAAGUUCCGCAAGCGCGUCCCCAAGGUUGACUCAGCUUAUGGACGCCGGUGGUAACUCAUAUCGACCCUUGGCUCAUCCCGUUCGCACUCCAUCGGCGUUGGUUACAGCAAUUGUAGCAUUUAGAACAAAGGCAAUAACGUAGGUUGCCAGGAAGUUACUGCGUCAAUUUCAUAUCGUUUUCCCCUGAGAACGUAGAAAGGUUUGCUUUAUAGUAUGGCAACAUCGUCCGGUUGACAUAAGGAGACCCGAUAUUGUGACGGUCUCAGUUGGUGGCCAAAGAGUUUGCCUCGGAUUGGUAAUGACGUCCGUUAUGUGGAUAGAUACAUAGUUGGAUGUUGCUACUAUCUAUCGAGUUGCAUCACGUCCCUUCACAUGCGAAGUUCGAAAGCGGAAGGGUCAAUGCUCAUGGCUAGUCGAAAAUUAAGUUAUUGAACCAAGAUUUGAAAUAUUUUCUAUCAACUCAUCUGCCAUGUUUGCUGG